AGCUCCCCCUUUAAAUGAUAUUAAAGGUUGCUUUCAGUGACAGGUGGGUUCAGUAACCAGGAAGUACUCAGAUCCUUUACUUAAAGCUCCAGUGGAGGAUUUAGUGGUCUCUAGUGGUGGAGUUGCAGAUUACAACUCCCUCGCUUCACCUUCCUUCUUACACAAUAAAGAAACUAUGGUGGCUGUCUGGAUCCAGUGUUUGGUUUGUCUGUUCUGGGCUACCUUAGAAACAUGGCGGACUCCACCAGAAGACGACCCGCUCUCUCUGUAACAAACACACACUGAUUGUUAUUGUCAGCUGAUUAAACACUAAUGAAACACACUGAUGGAUAUAUUAGAUUAAUGUGACUCACUGGAGCUUUAAUGGACAAAGUGAAUGAAUGACUGGGACGUUAAAUAUCUGGUGAAUAUGGCCGAUGGUGUUCCUCAGGGCUCCUGACUCCUGUAAAACGUUUACAGUGAAGUAUAAGUAACUAAUAGGUAACUAAUAGGUAACUAAUACCACAGUAUACAGUACUUAUACUGUUAUAUUCUUAUGUGAUUGGAUCAUUACUUAUGAUGUAUGAUGAUGUAAGCAGCACUUAAUGUAUAAUAACCCUUCAUCAUUAUUUAAUAUUUAAUAUAAUAACAAAGCAAACAAAGUUCAGUUAAUAUAAUUUCAGAAAUAAAGGAGCUCAAACUGACACCUCCCACUUCCUGUUUCUCCUGCUGUCUGUCAGCUCAUAUCAGACAGACAGACACAGACAGACAGACAGAAAGCAGUGUGACUGUGAGCAGCUCCUCGACUCUUUUCCUUCCAUUCUUCUUCUCUUUCUCUCAGACACAGCAAUGAUGUCAGAAUAUUUGCAGCCAUCUGAUUGGUCCACUGCUGCUACGACAUCUGAAACAUCAAGAUUCAUCACAGAGGUUAGCCCCGCCCCUUCACACACCUUCCUCCAAUCACCAAACAUGUCCCAUGAGGCCGAGCAGCUGACUGCUGCCAGUGACCAGUUCCAAUGUUCCUCUUUCUGGUUGGACGACUACAGCUGUGAAUCACUGAGCUCUGCCUACGUCCCGCCUCCUCCUUCAUCCUUAUAUGGUGUUCCUGCCAUGACUCCGCCCCCCACCUGCCUCUUCUCCUCAACGUUUGGAUGGAACGGUUACUAUGGCAACCUUUACCCCUCCUCCCCCUCUCCUGAUUGGCCGUUACCUGGCAGUAAGCCGUGGGGGCGGGGCAUUGUACCAGAGCAGCGUGAGUGUGUGAGCUGUGGGACGAGCAGCGCCCCCCUGUGGAGGAGAGACGCUGCAGGGGGUCACCUGUGUAACACCUGCAGUGUCCAGCAGAAAACCACCAACCGACCGCUGCUGAGGCCCAAGAGGAGAGCGGUUGUGAGUCAGAGGAAAGGAACUCAGUGUGUGAACUGUUCAACUGCAACGACGACGCUGUGGAGGAGAAACUCUGCUGGAGAGCCGGUCUGCAACGCCUGUGGGCUCUACUACAAACUACACCAGGUACUACAAACUACACCAGGUACUACACCAGGUACUACAAACUACACCAGGUACUACAAACUACACCAGGUACUACUCCAGGUACUACAAACUACACCAGGUACUACAAACUACACCAGGUACUACUCCAGGUACUACAAACUACACCAGGUACUACAAACUACACCAGGUACUGGAUCAGGUACUUCAGGUGUGUACUGUGUGUUUCAGGUCAACCGGCCGUUGGCGAUGAAGAAAGACGGAAUCCAAACCAGGAACCGGAGAGUGACCAAUAGGAACAAGAGGAGCAGGAAAUCUGACCAAUCAGAGACGGAGCUGUCCAGGCUGGCUCCGCCCACUGAGGAGGCACUGUCCUGUGAGCUGUACGCCUCCUCCUCCACGUCCCUCCUGUGUCUGUGACCACUGACUGUUUCUGUCUUUAAUAAACUCGUUAAACCUUCAACUGAUUGCUUCAUUCAGUCCUUAAAGCUGCUCUUUACUGCCAGUCAGCUAAUGUCAGCAUGCUAUCACACUGAAGAUAGUGAACAGCAUCCUCACAGAGCCUGAAACUACAGAUUCCAGAGGUCUCCUCAAUCUAAACACACUGAAUAAAGCAGUUCCACCUUAAAUCACUGCUUCUCCCACUGCUAACGUUAGCUCAGCUUGUUUCUCUGAUAACUUAAGAAACGUAUCCUUCAU
Dicentrarchus labrax (European seabass) is the source of this 2169-nucleotide messenger RNA. RefSeq names its product GATA binding protein 1b (gene gata1b). Gene Ontology annotation, molecular function: zinc ion binding; DNA-binding transcription factor activity, RNA polymerase II-specific; RNA polymerase II cis-regulatory region sequence-specific DNA binding. Bases 829 to 1890 code for a protein of 353 amino acids. The transcript is spliced from 7 exons. The record is from RefSeq and is a predicted model, not a curated record. NCBI's taxonomy places the organism in Eukaryota, Metazoa, Chordata, Actinopteri, Moronidae. Gene Ontology annotation, biological process: positive regulation of transcription by RNA polymerase II; negative regulation of transcription by RNA polymerase II; cell fate commitment.